GGAAACUAAACUGAUCUGAGUCUCUGUGUCGUCUGUCUGUGUGAGAGUGAACAACCGUCCAAAUGGCUCAGCAGGGAGUUCUGCUGGACCAGGACCAGUUCCGUUGUUCUGUCUGUCUGGAUGUACUGAAGGAACCGGUCACCAUCCCCUGUGGACACAGUUACUGUAGAAGCUGUAUUGAGGGCUGCUGGGAUCAGGAUGUUCUGAAAGGGGUCUACAGCUGUCCUCAGUGCACAGAGACCUUCACUCCAAGGCCUAAUCUGAGGAAAAAUAACAUGUUGGCUGAGGUGGUGGAGAAACUGAAGACAGGACUCCAGGCUGCUCCCCCUCCUGCUCUGUGCUGUGCUGGACCUGGAGAUGUGGCGUGUGAUGUCUGCACUGGGACCAGAAAGCGGAAAGCCCUCAUGUCCUGUCUGCCGUGUCUGGCCUCUUACUGUGAGACUCACCUCCUAUCUCACUAUGAAUCUCCUGCUUUGAAGAAGCACAAGCUGGUCAAAGCCACCGCACAACUACAGGAGAAGAUCUGCUCUCAUCAUGACAAACUGCUGGAGGUUUACUGUCGUACCGAUCAGCAGUGUAUCUGUUAUCAGUGUGUGAUGGAUGAACAUAAAGGCCAUGAUACAGUGUCAGCUGCAGCAGAGAGGACUGAGAAACAGAGGCAGCUGGGGAUGAGUCAGCAGAAGGUCCAGCAGAGUUUCCAGGAGAGAGAGAAGGAGCUGAAGGAGCUCCAAAAGGUUGUGGAGUCUCUCAAGCGCUCUGCACAGGCAGCAGUGGAGGACAGUGAUCAGAUCUUUACUGAGCUGAUCCGCUCCAUUGAGAGAAGGAGCUCUGAGGUGAAGGAGCUGAUCAGAGCCCAAGAGAAGGCUCAAGUGAGUCAAGCUGAAGGACUCCUGGAGCAACUGAAGCAGGAGAUAGCUGAGCUGAGGAAGAGAAGCACUGAGCUGGAGCAGCUCUCACACACAGAGGAUCACAUCCAUUUCCUCCAGAUUCCUGUCAGCUCACACUGGAUCCAAACACAGCACACACACGCCUCUCUCUGUCUAAAGGGAACAGAAAGUAUCAUUGAUCAGCUUGUAGGCUCGGCCCUAAUUGAUGUGUUAUCUGUCACCUGGAGCUGCAUGGAAAAUGGUCCAGGAACAAAAGGACAAUUCAGGACUAGUCAGCCCACUACAAGCUGGAAUCACUUACUUUCUACUAAAGUAUAUGGUCUGGUUUCCCAGACACCGAUGAAUCCUAGUCCUGGACUAAAAACAUGUUCAAUGUAGAUGUCCAGGAUACCGGCCCUAAAUGUGUCAUCUUUCAUCCUCCCAUACUGCUCAGUCCAGCAACAUUAAACCUGUCCAGCAGGUGGUGCUAUUGACCAAACAAUAAAACCAGCAGAUAUCUUGACUUGCCACUCAGUAUAUCAGUCAUGUUCAGAAUAGUACUUUUAAUAUCAUUGGACAUCGAUGGUCUUUUUAAUCCACUAUCCAGAGUCAGGAACAGAUGAAGUUAGGUCUGCUACUGUUCAGUGAUUAAAUAUGAUUUAUGGUGAUGGGAAAUAAAAAAUACAACACUAAACUUCA
Molecule: messenger RNA, 1565 nt
Organism: Salmo salar (Atlantic salmon)
Lineage: Eukaryota; Metazoa; Chordata; Actinopteri; Salmoniformes; Salmonidae
Source: RefSeq, a predicted model, not a curated record